CGCAUUGAGCUUCAAUUAAGUUCAUAACGCAUGCUAAGCUAGAUUAGUGACAAUGAAAAGUUUAAUUGUUUUAGUUUCAAUUUUAUUUUUAUUUUCAAUAAUAAAUGAAGUGAGAAGUUAUAAAACUGAGAAUGAACUCGACUAUGAAUGUCCUGAGACAUGUCCGAAGAUUAUCGAUCCUCUUUGUGCAUUCGACGGAAAUAACAAAUUUAAAUAUUUUCACAAUGAAUGUUUGAUGAGAUAUAAUAAAUGUCGAAAUGGAAAUUCAUGGACACCAACUCACAUGACAUUGUGUCUGCACCAGAUAGAUCCGAUUAUCUUGGAAGAUUGUCUAAGACCGUGUCCAUUUAUUUACGAACCAGUUUGUGCUUCCAAUGGAGAACAUGUCGAAGUUUUUGGAAAUAGUUGCAUUUAUGAUAUGGAAAAUUGCUUCACAGAUAACAAAUGGAAACAAGUGAAAGUUAAUGAUUGCGGAUUCGAAGAGGAUUAAUUGAAUUGAUUAAGGGCAUUCAGAAACGUUUAAAUUUUCAAAAAAAAAAAAUAUAAACAUACCUUAAACCAUAUUAAAGAAUUAUUUUAAAUAAAUUUGGAUGUUGUUUUUUUAAA
Eupeodes corollae is the source of this 606-nucleotide messenger RNA. RefSeq names its product U-Kazal-Dg21.2-like. Gene Ontology annotation, molecular function: protein binding. The transcript has 3 exons. The record is from RefSeq and is a predicted model, not a curated record. NCBI's taxonomy places the organism in Eukaryota, Metazoa, Arthropoda, Insecta, Diptera, Syrphidae. The coding region runs from base 53 to 490 and encodes 145 amino acids.